This is a messenger RNA of Eutrema salsugineum, 441 nucleotides long. RefSeq lists its product as uncharacterized. The record is from RefSeq and is a predicted model, not a curated record. The transcript has a single exon. Lineage: Eukaryota; Viridiplantae; Streptophyta; Magnoliopsida; Brassicales; Brassicaceae. The coding region runs from base 1 to 441 and encodes 146 amino acids.
AUGUGGGUUGCUAACCUUAAUAGAUUGCCCACAAGAGUUCGUCUUGCCUCUUGGGGUCUUCAGGUUCCACUGACUUGCUGUCUCUGUUCUACGCUUGAAGAAAACCGCGAUCACCUGCUGCUUACUUGCGACUUCAGUAUAGUCGUCUGGAAACUGGCUCUUGCGAGACUUAAGCCUCACCACCUCAUGUUCCAAUCUUGGUUCGAGCUUCUAUCUUGGAUUAGACAAUCCAAUGCGAGUGCCCCUGCACUCCUUAGAAAGGUUGCUGCUCAGGCGACUGUUUUCCAGCUAUGGAAACAGAGAAACAACAUUCUGCAUAACAAUGUCUCUUUACCCCCAGAUGCUAUUUAUAGGUUCAUUGAUCGUGAAGUCCGAAACAUGAUCUCUGCAAAAAGACAUAGGAAAGGCUUUGCUGAUCUUAUGUCCCUCUGGAUUAGAUGA